AUGGGGGCAACGCACACCCACGUUGCAAGAGCCUUUGGCUGUUCCUGUUGGAAACUUGUUGCAGCGUUUAAGGCAGACCGGAAGGACAUCGGACAGGUCCAGGACAGAGAGACCACGGGUCACUACGCCACAGGAAGACCGGUAUCUGCGAACGUUGCACCUCCGCAACUGCUUCCUCACAGUGACGUCAUCGGCACAGUGCCGCCCUACCUCCAGCAACAACCCCGAGGUGUUCUGUACCAACACGACAACGCCAGGCCCCACACAGCUCGCAUCGUAGUGGACUUCCUUGCCAACAACAACGUCAACGUCUUACCGUGGCCGGCAUGUUCUCCUGACUUAUCACUUAUAGAACACCUCUGGGACGUCUUGGACAGGCGAGUUAGAGUCCGACCUCACCCUCCCGCCAACAGACAAGAGUUGAUACAAGCCCUACAAGAUGAAUAG
Messenger RNA from Haliotis rufescens (red abalone), 447 nucleotides. RefSeq lists its product as uncharacterized. The record is from RefSeq and is a predicted model, not a curated record. Gene Ontology annotation, molecular function: nucleic acid binding. The transcript has 2 exons. NCBI's taxonomy places the organism in Eukaryota, Metazoa, Mollusca, Gastropoda, Lepetellida, Haliotidae. The coding region runs from base 1 to 447 and encodes 148 amino acids.